GUGUGAGGGCGCCGCUGGGUGAGUCCCUCUCUCCGCUGCUCCGGUCUCCACUGCUCCCUUUCGCUGAAGAAAAGAAGAGGAGAUCUAGGUCCGGGGAGGAGGAGGAGGGCCGCCGCCGCCAUUAUCGGAAAGCAGACCGAAAUCCCACUUUCACAACGCGCGAUCGGCUCCUGAGACUUUGCACGGGACAUGAAGGAUUCGUGUUGCAGCAGGAGCACAUUUCGAGGGAGACACCAGGGCGAUUCCGACAAACUCUCCGUUGUCUGGUGCGCGCCGCCGGGCCAGCGUUAUUAUGUGGCCACAACAAUGGACAGAAUAAUGAUUGAAAAAGCAACGUGGUGAACCGAGAGGAAGACGACUGGACUAGCAUUCUUUUUUUCCCUUCUUUUUCUUUUUUUAAAUACAUAUACACGCACCGAUUUUUGCACGAGGAAACCUCCCUUUUGGAAGAUUAUUCCUGGACGUAAUAAUUUCUUCCCGGCGUUUAAACGCAACAAUAAAAAAAAAGUGUUGCAAAAAAAAAUAACAAAAAGGGAGGCGAGAAUCCAGACAUCUGUGCUCAGGGUGUGGGGGGAUUCAUUUUUUUAUUUAUUUUUUUCUGUUGACCUCGCCGCACGCAGCGUUGUGAUAUCGGCGUAAUCUGGGCACCGUUCGUGGCGUUUUUAUUCUGCGGCUUUUGCUCAUGCACAUCAGGCGGCGGCGGCGGCUGCGGCAAGCGCUGGCCUGACAGAUGCGAGAGGAGAAAGGGGAGCGAUGCGAUGGAUCUGAUUCAUAAAAGGAAUGAAUGAAAGGACCGACUGCUCAUAUCAGUGCACUGUCAUUUAUCGUAACUGAAGCCCAGCAGAAGGAGGAGCAAUUUGAUCUGUUCUGUGGAUCAGCAUUUUUAUGGACAAACAUAUACGUGAUCUCUUUUAUUCAGUGCCUAUUUGUGGCAGGAUGAGUUUCAGGAGGCUAUGAUGGCAAAAAAGCAAGAUGCACGAUCACCCAUUUACAACCUCAUUGUGGUGGGUUUGUCUGGAACAGAGAAGGAGAAGGGCCAAUGCGGGGUGGGCAAAUCCUGCCUGUGUAAUAGGUUUGUGCGCCCCAGUGCUGACGAUUUCUACCUUGAUCACACGUCGGUGUUGAGCACCAGUGACUUUGGGGGCCGGGUGGUUAACAAUGACCACUUUCUGUUUUGGGGGGAGGUGUCUCGGGUCCUGGAGGAGGGGCCCGAGUGCAGGAUGCAUGUUGUGGAGCAAACCGAAUUCAUAGAUGACCAGACCUUUCAGCCACACCGUAGCACUGCUAUGCAGCCCUAUAUCAAACGAGCGGCUGCGACCAAGUUGGCCUCAGCAGAGAAGCUCAUGUACUUCUGUACAGAUCAGCUGGGUUUGGAGCAAGACUUUGAGCAGAAGCAAAUGCCAGAGGGGAAGCUGCAGGUCGAUGGCUUCCUGCUGUGUGUGGACGUGAGCCGCGGCAUGAACCGUAACUUUGAUGACCAGCUGAAGUUUGUCACAAACCUUUACGGCCAACUCAGCAAGACCAAGAAGCCCAUUGUGCUGGUGCUCACCAAAUGCGACGAGGGUGUUGAGCGCUACAUCAAAGAUGCACAUACCUUUGCCAUUACAAAGAAAAGCCUCCCAGUAGUCGAGACGUCCGCUCGCUCAAACAUAAAUGUGGAUCUUGCCUUCCUCACGUUGGUUCAGCUUCUCGAUAAGGGCAGGGGCAAGCCCAAGAUCAUACCUUACUUUGAAGCCCUGAAGCUGCAGAGUCAGCAGAUAGCCUCAGCCAAGGAUCGCUAUGAGUGGCUUAUUAACCGUAUCGUCAAGAAUCACAAUGAAACUUGGUUAAAUGCCAGCCGACGGAUGAACACCUCACCGGAGUACAAGGAAUAUGUCUUCUUAGAAGGGACGGCUAAAUGCAAAAAGCUAUUUCAACAACAUGUCUACCGCCUGAAGCAGGAGCACAUUGAGAGGCGUCGCCGGAUAUACCUUAGCACUCUCCCUUUAGCCCUUAGUUCACUGGUGCCGGAUCUUGAUGAGAUAGAUCAGCUGAGCUGGUCUGGAGUGCAGAAAGUGCUGGAGUCCAAGCAACACUUCACUCACUGGUUUGUUGUUCUGGAGGAUUCUCCAUGGGAAGACACGUCUCACAUAGACAACAUGGAGGAUGAGCGAAUCCCCUCCGACCUGCUGGAGACGGCUGAAGCGGAAGAUAUAUUCAAUGCCCAUCUGGAACAUUUAAGAAAUGAAUGUAGACGUGCAGAGAUAAGACAGGAGUUUAAGCAAAAGUUGGCGUCCUCACCCUUUGUCACACCCGGCAAACCUUGGGAGGAGGCCCGCAGCUUCAUCAUGAAUGAAGAGUUCUACCAGUGGCUCGAGGAGCCGGAGUACUUGGACCUGUACAACCGCCAUCAAAAGGAGAUUAUUGACCGUGCUAAAGAAGACUUUCAGGAGCUUCUGCUUGAGUACUCUGAGCUUUUUUAUGAGCUUGAAGUGGAUGCCAAGCCUAGCAAAGAGAAGAUGGGAGCAAUUCAGGAGGUUCUGGGAGAGGAACUGAGAUUUAAAGCUUUGCAAAAGCUUCCCGCGGAAAGAGAUGCUCUUGUGCUGAAGCAUAUCCACUUUGUGUAUCACCCCACCAAGGAAACCUGCCCCAGUAGCCCUCACUGCGGAGACUCUAAGAUUGAGCAACUCCUAGCCUCGCGUUUCCCCACGUGUUACCCCUUCUUUGACGUGAAAGCUCAUUUUGGGGACACCAAAGCGGAUAGAAUUAACUUGGUCAUACUAGGGAAGGACGGACUGGCCAGGGAAUUUGCCAAUGAGAUUAGGGCUCUGUGCACAAACGAUGACUGGUACGUUUUAGAUGGGAAGAUGUACGAGUUGACGCUGCGGCCCAUCGAGGGAAACGUGCGUCUUCCGGUAAACUCCUUCCACACCCCCACUUUUACCCCUCAUGGAUGUCUUUGUCUGUAUAAUUCAAAAGAUUCGCUGUCUUACGUGGUAGAAAGUCUUGAGCGACUUAGGGAAUCAACUCUAGGUCGAAGGGAUAGCCAGCUGGCCCAGCUGCCAACAUCUCUCCUUUUAGUCACUAAGAGAGGUGUGGGCUCAUAUGUUGAUAUAGGUGGAGACACUGCCUUAAACCUAAUAACACAGGGACAACAAGUUGCUAGGAGACAACAGUGUAGCUUUCUAGAUCCGGCCUCCCCCGGUGUGGGCUACGGCCACAAUGUAAAUGAGACUCAGAUCAACCAGGUGCUGAGGGGCCUACUUGACGUUAGAAGGAGCACAUCUUUUAGUAGCAGCUCCCCGCCUCUCCUCCCCGAGCCUCCCGGUCUCCGAGACUCUCCUCAUCAGCCGGCCCCAGAGGCAGACCUCCGUAUAGUCAUGUGCUUAAUGUGCGGAGACCCCUAUGACAUCGAACAGCUCCUGUCCCCUUUCCUGAUGCAUCAGCACUGUAGACCUAUGUCGAACAGUGGCACUUCGGUGUUGCUGGAGCAGACAAUCGGGGGCCACAAGCUGGCUAUAGAGCUCUCCCUCCUCUCAUACCAUGCCUCUUUCACUUUGAGGAAGAGCAGGUUAGUGCAUGGCUACAUUGCUGUGUACUCAGUCACCCGGAAAGCUUCCCUGGAGACCCUGUGUGCAUUCUUAUGCGAGGUUCAGGACAUUAUCCCCGUUCAGCUACUGGCAGUAGGCGAUAGCCAGGCGGAGCUCACUGACAGCGACUUUGCCUGUGAACAGCUGAUUCAGGGGGAGGAACUGGCCCACGAGAUCGAGGGUCGUUUCAAUAGCGUGGUUUGUGGGUCCGGGGGAGUGGUGGGAGGCCUGCACAGAAUAGAAAUGUUCCAUUCGUUUCUGAUGGAGGUGGUGGAGAAGCGCAACAUCGUGGAGGCGACACAUAUGUAUGACAACGUUGCUGAGGCCUGCACCAACGAAAACGUAUACUCCCCGCGCUGCAUCUCUCCUAGCCCCGUGACCAUGUUCGUGGAUUCGGAGGAUGACGUAGAGCCUUCUCCGCCAUACUACGACGGCACUCUCUCUUCUCACGGCGGCGGCUUCAACAUGCCUGACUUGGACUCCAGUGACAUCUCCGUUAUAUCUGAUAUCAGAGACUUUGAAAACAAGCUCAACAACAAAAUACCCUCUCAGGUGAGAGGAAAACCAGGUGUCACUUUUGACUUCCGGAAAAUGAGCCGCAGCCCGUACAUCGACACCCUAGGUCAUCGCCGGUCCCUGCCCUCUGCUGUUACCUGGGUCCCUGGUGGGGAUGUGGGCUACGAUCCCUCUGACUACGCCGAACCCAUCGAUGCCGUCUCCAAACCCCGCCCCAGCAACGAAGAGAUUAUCUACUCGGUUCCUCACGACAGCACGCAGGGCAAAAUCAUAACCAUCCGCAACUCCAACAGGAUGCACUCGAACGGAAACGGCUCGGACAGCGAAGCGGACAGCAGCUCUUUGGAGCGAAGAAGGAAGUUCUCAGCAGUCGGCGUGAAGCCCCGUCUGUACCGCGACCGCUCCAAGCGGCUGGGCAAGUUCAGCAGUUUCCGCACAAGCUUCAUAGGCAGCGACGAUGAAAUGGGAGCUCUGUCCAAGUCCAAAGAUGACGACUUUGGGACAUUGAAAGGUGACAGCCUUGUUAAUGAGGAAAUAGAGGACCCAAAGAAGAGGAACAUUCUGAAGAGCCUCAGGCGCACUGCCAAGAAAACAAGAUCAAAGCCACGUCCAUCAAUUCCCAAGCCCAUGGAGAGCAGUUACUUUGGAGUGCCGCUAGCGAGUGUGGUGUCCCCCGACAGACCUAUUCCACUCUUCAUAGAGAAGUGUGUCCACUUCAUUGAGAAAACAGGCCUGAACACAGAAGGUUUGUACCGGGUGAGCGGCAACAAAUCCGAGAUGGAGGCCAUGCAGAAGCAGUUUGAACAGGAUCACGGAUUAGACCUGGUGGAGAAAGACUACGCCAUAAACACUGUGGCUGGAGCUCUCAAAAGCUUCUUCUCAGAGCUGCCUGAUCCCCUGGUGCCUUGUGCUCUGCAGGUGGAGCUAUUGGACGCUUUCAAAAUCAUGGACCGAGAGCAGAGGCUGUACACCAUGAAGGACGUGCUGAGGAAGUUCCCCAGGGAGAAUUACGACGUCUUCAGAUACGUAGUGAGCCACUUGAACAGGGUGAGCCAGCUGAGCAGGGUGAACCUGAUGACCAGCGAAAACCUGUCCAUCUGUUUCUGGCCCACCCUCAUGCGGCCCGACUUCACCACGAUGGACGCCCUGACCGCCACGCGCACCUACCAGACAAUCAUCGAGACCUUCAUCCACCAGUGUGCAUUCUUCUUCUACAACCAGCCCCUGAUCGACUCCCCGACGGGCCUCGGGGGCCUCCCGGCCUCGCCCACCACCACCCUGGGCGGGAGCUCCGCCUACUCCUGCUACCGCUCCUCGCCCCCCCACACCGCCGCGCACUUCAGCCCCCUGCAGCAGUCUCCGCCCACCACCCCGCAGUCGCCCCUGCAGUCCCUGCUGCCCCCGCUGCACCAGCACCCCCACGCCCACCAUUCUCCCGCUGAGCAAGAGACACUGUGAGAGACGACGAUGAAACCGCGUUGUGCCCUUGAUGAUGCUGGACCUUAGCGACACACACACACAUACACACACACCUUCAUACACGAGAAGAAAAACAAAACACUAAACACAUUUCAAACAUGACAAACCUAGCUUAAGAAGGCAGGGGGGACAGGGGGCAUCUGUGGACAGUGUUGUGUGAAAUGUGGCAUGCUUCGAUUAUCAGUAAGGUGGAGGACGCUGCAAGGCUACACUUGCAAGUGCACUUCCAACCCAAGCUGGACGAGAUGAAUUGUGGCCACCAUCAACAUGGUUUUAUCGUAUGUAAUAUUAAUUUUUCUCUUUUUUUUUUUUUUUUUUUUUAAAGUACCGCCACUGGAUUAAUGGACCAGCCCCUCUUUAGGUCCUUUGGGCAGCAGUUUGCUCCAUAGAAGCAGAGGAUCAUUGUCUGCCGCCUUCUUUUUUCUUUUUUUUAUCCUUUCUCUCUCCUCGCUUUACUGGAGGGGGUCUGCAUGGUGGGGGGAGGAAAGGGGGUGGGUAUCACAUCCAGGGAUGCACUUUAAUGAUCACUGUUCUUUUUUUUCUUUUUUUUAUUAUUAUUUCUUCGCUCAAACAGCCAUACGUACCCAUUGCCUCAACCGAGCUUUGGCAGAUCAAACUUUGUUUACAUCAAACGUGUUUUUUUUUUUUUUUUUUUUUGUUUAAUCCACAGACCUAUCUGAAGCACUUUUUGAUGGUGUAGUGUUUAAAUAUGAAGAAAUGCCACAUCGGUUAAUUGUCCAUAUUGUUUGUUUCUAGCGGCUGAAUGUGGCACGAGUGCAGGAUUUCUUUUGUAAAAUCAAACUGAACAAAAAUAGCAACGUUAGUCUUUUAGUUGGAUCUAGUUGUCUGGCUUUUGUGUUCUGACGGAGAGUCUGAAUCUGCUUAAUUGUUCCUCAUUCAUCCAGACCUGUGGAGGAAAGAAAAAAUAAAAAAGUUCUGUUCUCGCCGUUCGUUGACCUGGGUGGAUGAUCGGGGACUUUGUUUUUAUCAGACAAGCCAUGCUGUCUGCAAUCAGCCAUGUUGAAUGUGUAACCUAGUCGCAUCAUCAUCGUCGUCAUCAUCAUCAUCAUCAUCUGGUGUCCAAGGAAACCAAAAUGCUUGAAACACAAUAGGUCGCUUGACGCGUUGCUGUGCUGUCCAUCGACCCGAGCUCUUUUUCUUCGUGUAAUGUUAAGAACCUUUAACUACGGAGGGUGUAGGAUCAUACUGUUACCGCGGGUUCUGCUGAAACGGAACCUCGUUUGAGAAGUAACCCCCCCCCCCCCACCACCUGCUGCGGUUGGGACCCGUUUUCAGUGGCAGCUCUGCAAAUGAAGGGCCCCCGUAACUUUAACUUUUUGAACUCUUAACAAGAAAGUAGCCUGCUGUCUUUCCGAUGCGAGGAUUGUAGCGCUGUCAUUGGUUGCGUUUUGGGCUCAUCUGUUUUACUGGUACUGUUGGGGAUUGUAAUUUUUAUGUGUUCAACAGACUGGAACAAAGAAGUAAAAUGAAAUGUUUUUUUUUUUUUUUUUUUUUUUUCUUUCCCUCUCUCUCAGACUUCUCUGAGCUUGAAGCUUAAACAUUCAGACUAACAGAAUUCCUGGGAGUGUAUAAAUAAUGUUGCUGCAUCAUUUGGCUUUCAGCAUUAAAAAAAACAAACAUAAAAAAUAAGAAAAAAAAAAUAAAUGAAAAAAAAUGCACGAUCAAAUGUGCUGUCGGAAGGAUCAACGAGUGGGUGCACACCACGUCUCCGUUAUGGUUGUUUAUUUGUACUUUGGGGGUGGGGGGGGUGAGGGGUGGGUUGGGGGGACGCCGCCCUUUAGUUGAUGGUAGAAAACAUCUCUAGUGUGUAUUUCAAUUAUCGGAAGUUCAUUUUUACAAUUUUUGUGAAUGGUUUAAAAGGCCACCUAAAAUUAGUGCAUGACUUAAAAACAAAAAAAAACAAGACAACACAUGAAGGAAGGAGGAUGAGCGCCCUCUUCCUGUUUUUAAAACAUGAAGUAACUGUGUGAACGAGAACUGAUUUAGCUGAAAAAAAAUGACAAAAAAAAUAAAUAAAUCAUGUAUCAUGUGCACCAGGAGCAAAUGGUGAAAUUUGUCUGACUGACAAUGUUUGAAAAUGAAGGCCUUAUGUGAACUGUACAAUAGUUAAUAAAUUAAAUCUUGUAAAACUUCC
This is a messenger RNA of Fundulus heteroclitus (mummichog), 7719 nucleotides long. RefSeq names its product Rho GTPase activating protein 35b (gene arhgap35b). Gene Ontology annotation, molecular function: GTP binding; GTPase activity. Bases 954 to 5543 code for a protein of 1529 amino acids. The transcript has 7 exons. Gene Ontology annotation, biological process: signal transduction. The record is from RefSeq and is a predicted model, not a curated record. NCBI's taxonomy places the organism in Eukaryota, Metazoa, Chordata, Actinopteri, Cyprinodontiformes, Fundulidae.